CUCUCACGACCCACUGGAGUUUCAAAACCAUUAUGGCACCCGUCACUCUUCCACCGAGUUUCUACAACUCGUUCUGGUCCCCUGACUACCGAUCUGGCCUUCAAGUCUUGUUCCAUAACCUCGAGCAGGGAUGUAAAGAAGACCGAGACUUGACAGAGUUCAUCGAGUCUCAAGCUGAGGGCAAUCACGCGUUAGCGAGCACUUUACUCUCACUUCCCUCGACAUCCUCUUCCACAUCAGAAUCAUCGUCUUCCCUCCAACAUUCUUUACUGCAAUUACGAGCCGCAUCACAUGCUAGAGGUGAGGCCCAUCGCUCUCUCGCGCAAGAACUAGAUCAGAAAGUCCUCGGAGGUUUUAGACAGUGGAGGGUACGUCAUGAGGAUAGAAUCAAGAUGGCAAAGGAGGAUAUGUUGGCGAAGAAUGGUGUAGUAGGGAUAUGGGAGAAGGAUGUACAACGAUUAAUUUCUCUCAAGCAAGCGUACAUUACUAAAACCCGAGUGGCAGAUGACAGUGAAGACGAUGCAAAAUUUGCUCCACCUACCAACAACGCCGACAUCUACACCUCGUCUCCUGAACCAAGACACGCCCUUCUCCGAAGAUCUGGCACGGUUGCUGAUCGCAUAUCCGAGAAACUCCGUGCUGCCAGCAUAUCCUCUCAUGGUCCUCGAGUUUCCAUAGAUGGAAAAACAUUACCGGCUCCUCCGACUCCCCUUCGUGUGGCAACACCAGUGAACGGGAAUGAUAGUCCUUCCAGUCCUGCGAGAGAAGAUGCUUUUAUACCACCGACUGAACCAGGUGGUAAACCUUUUAUCGGUGGACCGCCUCUUCCACCCAAAGACGGCAAUGCUCAGCUCGAUAAACUACCACCUGAACCGAUGCUCCUCUCCGGAUUGUCACUUACGCCACAAGGGCUGAAAGAUUUGCUUCAACGACUCGACACUUACCUUUUGACCCAUCCCGCUCCAUACUCAGAUGCUGCCGUUAGUCAGACCAGAUCUAAUGCUGCUCUUGCUAGCCGACAGCGCUCUACGAUUCUGGGCACAUAUGAGAAGACGUUUUCCGGUGAGGAAGUCGUAGAAUGGCUCCGAGAGAACGUAGAGGGUUUUGGUGGAGACUGGGAACGAUGCGUGGAAGCCGCUGGUGAAUUAUAUCGUAUGGGACACCUUAGUCGGAUUGGUGUAGGACGAGGCUUCGAGGUCCAAUACGAUACUUUCUACAUCCUCAAGCUAAAUCCUCACGACUCUCCUCUGGUCAACUUCACUUCGCCUCUGUCACCGACGACCGCCAAAGUGCCUGCUCUGUUAAAAGCAUAUCUGCCGAAUGGUCUCAACAGUGACGAACCUGCGCAUGUCCGAGCACGACGCGAUGCCAUCAAAGCUGAAGAGGCAUAUCGUGAAGGUGUCCGUUCUGCGGAGGAGAAACGACUCGAGAUGGAGGAACGUGUCGAGAGAGGGUUGCGCGCAUGGGAGAAAUGGGAGCGGGAGCGGCUCAGCGUGGUAGCGUCGGUCUUGCGGCAAUAUCAGGCGGCUCUUGCUAAACUUCCGCCUCGUCUGGAACAAAUGACAAAGCCAACUUCCCUGUCCGUCGAGGCGUUCAAUCCCGACGCAGAUCUAAAAGCCCUGAUCGAAGGCAACCGCACGGGAUCUUUCAGACCUAGACCACACAUCUACGAAAGUCUCGAAUCUGACAUACCCGAGGUUAAUUUUGGGAUCGACCUGCGACGCUGGGCGGGGGAAUUGGGUUGGAAAUCGAUGCUCAGUGCCCCUGUCAGACCAAAAGGAUCUAUCCCUGAAGUCCUGACCGCUCUCUUGACCGCCCUGGGAAUGAUGUACGCAGAUUUACCCGAUGAGGAGCGACGAAGAGCAUGGAUAUAUGAAGUCCCUCUCAACGAGACUCAUAUGCUCCGAAAUGUACUCAACACUCCGUCCAUGUCUUUGGAAGCUAUGGUGGAGAUGAUCAAAAAGUUCAAUGUCCCCGUUGCAGCUGGUGUCAUCAAGCUCUAUAUGCUUGAGCUCAAUCCUCCUGUCAUGACAUGGGAAGGAUGGGAAGAUGCCAGAGCCGUUUAUCCCGCAGUUGGUGCGGAUCAGGAGCGAGAUAUGACCAGCGCUCUAACGUCUGUGCUGAGCAGAUUACCUAGUAUCUGUCUUUACGUUCUUGAAGCCUUGGUCAAACAUCUUUACGAUCUUGUACAUUCAACUAAAACGGACGAAUCGGAUGAAGUUUACAUCACCAAACUUGCACUUUCCGUCGGACGAACGAUUCUACGACCGCAAUACGAAAAUGAAAUGACAAUUCAAGAUCGAACCUCAUCCCUUUUCCUAGCCGAUCUCAUCACUAAUUAUUCUGAUCUUCUUCCUCCUUUAGUGGAAAAACGUAAAGAAGGCUCAGGUCGACCAAUGCCUGUGAAGAAACGUACUGCUCUGGUGGACCAACGUAUCUCUCGUAGUCGCUUGAGUGGGGAUAUGAAACCUGAAGAAAUACUCGAAGCUCAGUACGCAAGUCACAAAAGGGCCAUUUCACCGCUUCCCGAAGUUAGAGGAUCCGAUGUGAACCCAUUCAGUCUUCCUGAGCUUCCUCCUUUGCCUGAAUCAUUGGCAUUGGUGGAACAGCCUGAAAUACUCGACCUGGAGAAGGCGGUAGAGGUGACCAAUGGGACCAGUGGCAAAGAGUUAAAAGGAGAGAACGAAAGUGUUCAAGUCAUUCCCCCCACUCCUGCACAACAAAUAGAAGAGACAGUCCCUGUCCCAGAACAGCCGGAACAUGAAGCUGUAGAUUCACCAACGGCCGCAUAUCUCCAAUCGAUGGAAGUGGGUCACGAAGAGGGGGAGAGUCCGGUGGUAAGGAACGUAAGUGGGGCAAGUGUUAAACGUGUUACUUCCGGCGAAGCAUCGAGGUUGAGGGGGCCUAGAGGCGCAAGAGGUCCCAGACCAGCUGCAGGACGGAUCUCUCACGCUCAUGAAGAUUCCAGAGAAUCGGCACGUAGUCCUUCCCCUACUCACGAUCAUCCACCGGCUGGAGCAGGUCAUGUUCCAAGGAGAUCAGGUGCUAUACGACAUGGCACUGGAAAAGGCUCUGUGAGUCAGGCUAUAGCUGCGUUUGAGAAGAGAGAUCCAUAGGAGUCACCGUAUCACGAUUGAACGGUAUCUGUAUAUGCAUCUGAUGUGAUCAAAUGUC
Tremella mesenterica DSM 1558 is the source of this 3174-nucleotide messenger RNA. RefSeq lists its product as uncharacterized. Bases 33 to 3116 code for a protein of 1027 amino acids. The record is from RefSeq and is a predicted model, not a curated record. Lineage: Eukaryota; Fungi; Basidiomycota; Tremellomycetes; Tremellales; Tremellaceae. Gene Ontology annotation, cellular component: cytoplasm; plasma membrane; division septum. The transcript has 12 exons. Gene Ontology annotation, molecular function: GTPase activator activity. Gene Ontology annotation, biological process: cytoskeleton organization; small GTPase-mediated signal transduction.